This is a messenger RNA of Megalops cyprinoides (Indo-Pacific tarpon), 1330 nucleotides long. RefSeq lists its product as uncharacterized. The coding region runs from base 90 to 1193 and encodes 367 amino acids. Gene Ontology annotation, molecular function: sequence-specific DNA binding. The record is from RefSeq and is a predicted model, not a curated record. The transcript has 2 exons. NCBI's taxonomy places the organism in Eukaryota, Metazoa, Chordata, Actinopteri, Elopiformes, Megalopidae.
ACGCCAUCUUGUGAGGAUCCCGCUGCCUUUCUCUUCGUGAGUUUGAGGCUGUGUUUUGAUUUUCUGUCGUGAUUCUAAAAAGCGCCGUCAUGGUAGGUCAGUGCUGCUGCAUCAAGAACUGCCAUAGUAGGUCACACCAUCGUUCAGGGAGAAAACUGAACAAUGGAAUACGUUUUUUCGCCUUUCCUACGUGGAAAAAACACGAAGGGAAGCAGGUUGAGGAGGUGACAAGAAGACGGCGGAUGGCGUGGGUAGCUGCAGUAAGAAGGAAAGAUUUUACUUUUAACAGCAUUCCUGCAUCAAUGAAAGUAUGUUCUCUGCAUUUUCAGUCGGGCAAACCAGCCUAUGAAAUGCUGGAGUGUCAUCCUGACUGGGUACCGUCAUUACACCUCGGGCACACAGAAGUCAGAGCAACGCACACUGACCGGUUUAACCGGAGGGCAAAGAGACGGCAAGCUCUCACAGGGAGCAACACUGUGCCUGCAACACCGCCAGAUCUAGCUGGCCAGAGAUCAGGGAUGGAUGAAGCUGCACCACCAGUGCUAAACCUGAAGGGACGCGCAGGAAAAGGGGACAUGACAGCUGUGAGUGACAAGGGGAGUUCCAUGCCUAAUGAUGGUGGUGGCGGCGAUGCAAAUACAGAAAAACAAACCUUGCCUCGCAAUAAAAGGAAAAGGGCUUAUAAAGUAAUGCUGGAGGAGGAAACGAUCGUAGGAGAGGCUUUGAAGGGAAGCUCACAGCCCGAGAAGAAGAAAUUGGACAUUGAAGGACGCUAUCCACAGGGAUCAUGGGAGCAAGCCACGGUAGAAGCCAUUAUGAAUCUGAAGACAUCUGACACGACCACCACCACUUCUCAGAUUGCUCAGACAAUAAUUGCCAACCUCAAAGACGAGAACGAUUUUCUUCGGGCACAAAAUAUCAAGUUACAAUGGGAACUGAGGUCAGUACAGGAGAGGCUAGAAGCUGAAUUACAAGUGACUAAAGAAGAACUCCGGUCCUUGAAGCAGAAGUGUACCUGCAUAGAAAAACAUGUCAAAAACAAUAUAAAUGGAGACCCUUCCUCAGGUGUGAGCCUGCUGACUAACGCAGAAACACUUCUUGUAGUAGACAGUGCAUCUCAGGCGAAAAAAUAUGCAGGUGUGAGUGAAAAUGGAAAGGACAACAGUACAGACACUGAUGGAGUGGACUAUUGAAUGAUGUUACCAUUCUGCAAAGUAACUCCUUUGGUGUCACUAGUGAAUGUGGUGGCUUUCGUCAUACAGGCAACUGAAAGUUGUAUUUAUGUGUGACUGCUGAAACAUUUUUUGAUUGAAUUAUUUAUGCUGCUUAU